AUGAAUAAGCAAGAAUUCAGUGGAAUAGAGAAUAAGAUACUAGCAUCAAGGGGGAGAUUAGAGAGUAUACAAAAUGAAAUGAACAUCCCAGGCCAAGAUGAUGAGAAAAUAGCCCUUGAAAAAGCUACAAAACUAGAACUGGACAAAUGGUUGAUGGUUGAGGAAAACAUCUUAAAACAAAAGUCUAGGAUACAAUGGCUUAAGCUUAGGGACUCCAAUAUAGCAUACUACCAUGCUUGCAUGAAAAAUAGGCAAGUAAGGAAUAACGUUGACAGACUAGUCAUUAGUACUGGGCAAAUUCUACAAAGUCCAGCUGAAGUGGAGGAAGAAAUUCUAAGCUUUUAUAAGGGCCUACUUGGUACUGCAGCAAAACAAUUUCCAGUUGUUAACCCUGAGAUCAUGCAGAAUGGUCAUAUACUAAGUAGGAGGCAACAAUUACAGCUAAUAAAGCCAGUUACCAGAGAAGAAGUGAAACAAACUAUAAUGGACAUUGAUGACAACAAGGCACUAGGGUGUGAUGGGUACAACUCCUACUUUUUUAAGAAGACAUGGCACAUAUUGGGGGAGGAAGUCACUGCAGCAGUUCAAGAGUUCUUUGAAAAUGCAGAUAUGUGCAAAGCUGUCAACUGCACAACAAUCACCUUGAUACCAACGAUUCAUAAUCCAAUAAAUAUAAGGGACUUCAGACCAAUUUCAUAUUAUAACAUACUUAUGAGCCAUGAACUGGUCAAAGGAUAUGGAAGGAAGAAUAUAUCUCCUAGAUGUAUGCUCAAAAUAGACAUGCAUAAGGCAUAUGACUCUGUGGAAUGGGUGUAUAUUGAACAAGAGUUGAGACUACUGAACUUUCCUGCAAUGUUUGUGAAGCGGAUAAUGGCUUGCAUCAGAACUGUGUCCUACUCAGUGCUUAUCAAUGGUAAACCUUCUGUACCAUUUGAGGCAAAAAAGGCUUAA
Messenger RNA from Nicotiana tabacum (common tobacco), 951 nucleotides. The record is from RefSeq and is a predicted model, not a curated record. Lineage: Eukaryota; Viridiplantae; Streptophyta; Magnoliopsida; Solanales; Solanaceae.